AUGCAUUUCCUCAUCAUUGGCGCGACAGGCCGAAAUGGCUCUUUGGCUGUCCAAGAAGCCCUUUCUCGUGGCCACACAGUCACUGCCCUUGUCCGGAACACAACAACCGCCAAACUUCCCUCUCACUCAAAUCUCAUUCUUGUUCAGGGUGUCCCAACUUCAGAGUCAGAUAUCACCAAAGCCCUCACAACUCCCCAGCAUCCCCGGGUUGUCAUCACAGCCCUUGCCCAAGUCCGCGUCACGGAGUCACCUUUCGCCGCAUUACGUCCUGACACCACACCUGACUUUCUGGCCCUCAGCAUGACUGCUCUCAUCGCAGCCAUCAACAACUUAAAUUCACCCAAACCCAAGAUCGUCGUCAAUUCUGCACAAGGCGCUGGCUCUUCAUGGAGUUCUAUGAACCUGCCCGGAAAGAUGAUCUUCAGCCACGGUACCAUGGGAAUGGGCCUCAAGGAUCACAACGUUGUUGAUCGUCUUGUACGAGAGAGUGGAUUGGUUUUUGUUCUUUCACGACCGGUUAUGCUUGCAGAAGGUGAGGCUAAACCAGUCAAGGUCUGGCCUGAUGAUGGAAAAGGCUGUGCUUGGAUGCCCAAGAUUACAAGGGAGAGUGUCGGAAAGUGGCUCGUUGAUGCGGCUGAGAGUAGUGAGUGGGAUGGAAAGGCACCUGUACUUAGCAACUAG
Molecule: messenger RNA, 681 nt
Organism: Fusarium pseudograminearum CS3096
Lineage: Eukaryota; Fungi; Ascomycota; Sordariomycetes; Hypocreales; Nectriaceae
Exons: 1
Coding region: 1-681 (226 amino acids)
Source: RefSeq, a predicted model, not a curated record